Molecule: messenger RNA, 3348 nt
Organism: Chiloscyllium plagiosum (whitespotted bambooshark)
Lineage: Eukaryota; Metazoa; Chordata; Chondrichthyes; Orectolobiformes; Hemiscylliidae
Product: zinc-binding protein A33-like
Biological process (GO): protein ubiquitination
Molecular function (GO): ubiquitin-protein transferase activity; zinc ion binding; protein binding
Source: RefSeq, a predicted model, not a curated record
AAACCCUCGAAAGGCUUUAAUUCCCCCAGUUAUAUAAAGCGAUUCAAAUACUAAUUAAAGUAUUGCACAUCUAGGCCGCAGCCAUCAGCUCAAUUCAGUUUCAGGAUCCGCAUCUUUUAGAAGUUUCGGCAGCAUUCGUAAUCAGCAGCGAGCUCGAAAGUGUACAAACAAUCCCCGCCUGUUUCCGGCUCUCACCGUCGCCACUCCCCUGAAGGUCCAGCCUCUCGACCAGAGUUCUACUUAACCGCCAUUAACUAACGCUGUUCAUCUUUGAUGUUGUUCCUGGGUUUGUUUCUCUGAGCAAAAGUCCACAAGAUCUCCACCGGUGUAAUUCUAUGAGAAUUGCAAAUAAUUUCACUGGGCAUUCGUCGAACUCAGGUCCCCCAGCGUUGCAGAAAAAUCGAAACAGAAAACUGGGCUCGGCAUGGCUUCCAGAGAAGAGACCGAAAGCUUGACCGAGGAGGCAAUCUGCCCCAUUUGUCUCGAUUUCUUCACCGAUCCGGUAAUAUUGGAGUGCGGGCAUAACUUCUGCCGCUCCUGUAUCUCUCAGUGUUGGAAAAAGAAGAUGAACUGCCCGCAAUGCAGACAGAAGUGUGCAAAAAAAAGUAUCCGGGUGAACCGGUCCUUGGCGAACCUGGCCGAGAAAGCGCGAAAAAUAAAGCUGGAACCAAAAGAGCAGGAUGGUCAACCCCAAUGUGAGGAGCAUCAGAGAGAAUUGAAGCUGUUCUGUGAAACGGACAAGAAAUUGAUCUGUUACAUUUGCAGAGAUUUGCGGGAACACAGAGGCCACCGCCUCCAGCCGAUUAAAGCGGUGAUUGAAAACUACAAGGAUCAGCUGAAAGCUUCCUUAGAUUCUCUCACACAGAAGAAAUCCCAGAUUGUAAAAACGGAACAGAAACAGAAACGGGUGAUUUCCCAAAUUAAGGAACAGGCGAGUAGUCUACAGACCCACAUCACAUUUGAGUUCACUAAAAUGCACCAGAUUCUCACUGAGAAAGAGCAGCGUUUACUCAGAGAUCUCAGACAAGAAGAGAAGAGGAUUCUGGUGACUAUUGAGCGGAAUCUUGAGAUUAUCCAGCAGAAUAUAAAUUCUAUUGAAGAUGAAUACUCAAAGUUGCAGAAACAAAUGGAGCAGCAAGACGAGCUGACAUUUUUGAAGGACAGCGUUUCCUUGAAUGGAAGGAAUAGUGUGGACUCUAAUACAUUCUCUGUAACAGAUGUCGCCUUUUCUAUUGGAAAGUUUAGUGGGCCUUUACAGUACACAGCCUGGAAAGAAAUGAUAGACUCCAUUAACCCCGUUCCAACCGUUUUGACUCUGGAUCUGGACACAAAGAAUCCUCGGCUCAUCCUGUCUGAGGACCGGACCAGUGUGAGACUCGGAGAUAUACCACAGCGGCUCCCUGAUCAGUCAGGGAAGUUUGAUACCUGGCCUUCCGUCCUAGGAUCAGAAGGAUUCACAUCAGGGCAACAUUACUGGGAAGUGGAGGUGGGGAAUAAGACUCAGUGGAUUAUCGGAGUGGCUCAAAAGUCUGUUGCGAGGAAAGGAGAAAUUGACCUGAGCCCAGAAUCUGGUUACUGGACUCUGUGGUUGGAAUUUGGAAAUUAUUAUUUUGCGGUCACCUCUCCCUCACCUACCCAUCUCACUCCAAUGGUGAAUCCCCAGAAAAUCGGGGUUUAUCUUAACUACGAGGAUGGUCAGGUAUCAUUUUACAAUGCAGACAACAUGUCCCAUCUCUACACUUUUACCCAUACCUUCACUGAGAAAAUUUUUCCUUUUUUUCACCCAGGAUGGAAUAUAGAUGGAAAAAACUCAGGACCUCUAACAAUCUGCAGCAUUAAAUGUUACUAAUGGAUCCAUCCCAUAAUUUUGCCCCUGCCCCCUGCCUCCUGCCAGUUGUAAACUGAUAGGGGUCACUCUCAGUUACAGGUGGAGAAAGAAGCCAGGUUAACAUUCUGGGAAUAAACCCUGUAUCUGAACUGGGAACUGAAAGAUCAGCAAGGAACUGUAUAGGGCUGAAGGGGAAAGAAGGAGGGGGAGAGAAGAAACAAAUAUGAGCUCAAUUGUAGAGAGGAACUUACUGGGUAUAAUGUGCUGUGAGCUGCAGGAAUUAAGGAAGAUGGUGAUGUGACUGUUAAUAAUCCAGCAACCAGUUCUUGGUACAGGAUUUGAUUCCAUCACUACCAUCUAGCGUAUUAUCGCUAUGUUAUUAAUCCAGACAUCCAAGCAAUGUUCUGGGAACCUGUGUUCAAAUUCUACCAAGCCCCUAAUAAUGAUCAUGAAACCUGACAGUCAGAGAGAAAAACUAUUUGGUCCACUAAUGUCCUUGAGGGAAGGAAACAACCAUGCUUAUUUGUUAUCCCUACAUGUGACUCCAGGCCCACAGCAAUGUUAUCAACUCUUAACUGCCUAUUAAGCAAUUAAGGGUGGUCCAUAAAUGCUGGUUUCGUGCAAAAGUGGAACUUAAGAUGAUUUUAUUUAAAGUUUGGAAUAUUAAGUUUGUCUCAGCGAAGACAGUUGUCACUGUUUAUUUUUUGUUAAAAAUACAUCUGGUUAACGAUGUCCUUUCAGGAAGAAAAUAAGCCACCCUUGCGUAGUAUGGCUUAAACUAUAACACCAGUCCUGCAGCAAUGACUCUUAACUGCACUUUGAAAUAUCCUGGCAAGCCAUCCAGUUCAAGGGCAACAAACAACCUAUCCAUUCUGGCCAACAUUUAAUAACGGAGCAUCAACAACCCUCUAGGGGAAGAGCAUUCCAAAGAUUCACAACCUUUUGAAAGAAGAAAUUCCUUAUCUCAGUCGUAAAUAGUUGGUCCCUUAUACAGAGCUGUGCCCCCACAUUCUCCUCAGUGUGUCCCCAGUUUAAUCAGCCAAGGCAAAAGCUGAUUAAACUGGUUACUCUUCAGAGGGUUAGUGAAGGAGGUAGGAGGUAAGUGAAGAAGAGAAAGAUAGCAAGAGAUGAGAGAGCACUGUCAAGGCCCCAUGAGAAUAUGUACCAAAUAUAGAUUGCUUUCAAGCAUUUUUUGCUUCCUUUUUCUUUUUAAAAACGUUUUCAUCAUUAUUUCCAUUCCAAACGAUGAUUCUUUAAUAUUUCAUAGUGACAUUUGAUUUAUUUCAAGUUACUAUGAAUACCAUAAAAGGUGGUCAUGCACAUUGAAAAUGUUAUGGUAUUGAUGACAGAAGAUGUAUGAAUGUAGGGGUGAGAAUGUCCAUUUCAUACCUCCACAAUGCAUCUUUGAAAUGUUUCCAAAGACAGACUGUCUUCUGCUGUAUUUGACUUCAUGGGCCUUCUUCACUUACAAUGUUCAUAUAGCACCUUUCACAAAAGAAAAUAAAACGUGCAAAAUGCUA